Messenger RNA from Cricetulus griseus (Chinese hamster), 1089 nucleotides. Lineage: Eukaryota; Metazoa; Chordata; Mammalia; Rodentia; Cricetidae. The record is from RefSeq and is a predicted model, not a curated record.
AUGCCGUUUGCCACUCUGUGCCUCCCCCUAGAGCACAAGGUCAAGUUGGGGGCUGCACAGGCCUGUCCUGAACCCCUACAUCUCUACAUGAUACAACUCCAAGCCAUCCUCAAGGCAGGAACAGACCCUGUCAUGUCACACCACAAGAAGAAAUUCGUCACCCACACCACCUGCCAAGGCUCCCUAGGACUGCAAGAACAGGCAUCAUACCUCACCAUGGGCCAGUCAUCACUGGAAAUCCAACCCCAGUUGGAGAAGAGCGUCAGGCGCCUCCGGGAGAAGUUUCAUGGAAAAGUGUCCCCCAAGAAGGCAGGGGCUCUUAUGAGGAAGUUUGGCAGCGACCACACCGGAGUAGGGCGCUCUAUCGUGUAUGGUGUCAAGCAGAAAGAUGGACAGGAGCUGAGCAACGAUUUGGACGCUCAGGACCCACCCGAGGACAUGAAGCAAGACCGAGAUAUCCAGGCAGUGGCCACCUCUCUGUUGCCCCUGACAAAAGCCAAUCUUCGAAUGUUCCAAAGAGCCCAAGACGACCUCAUCCCUGCCGUGGACCGACAGUUUGCCUGCUCCUCCUGUGACCACGUGUGGUGGCGCCGUGUGCCCCAGAGGAAGGAGGUGUCAAGGUGUCGCAAGUGUCGGAAGCGUUAUGAACCAGUGCCAGGUGACAAGAUGUGGGGCCUGGCCGAGUUCCACUGCCCAAAGUGUCGUCACAACUUCCGGGGCUGGGCACAGAUGGGGUCCCCAUCACCCUGCUACGGGUGCGGCUUCCCCGUGUACCCCACUCGGAUCCUGCCCCCACGCUGGGACCGUGACCUGGAUCGGCGCAGCACACACACCCACUCCUGCUCAGCUGCAGAUUGCUACAAUCGCAGAGAGCCCCAUGUGCCUGGGACUUCCUGUGCCCACCCCAAGAGCCGUAAGCAGAACCACCUCCCCAGAGUGCUGCACCCCAGCAACCCUCACAUCAGCAGCGGCUCCACAGUGGCCACAUGCCUGAGCCAAGGUGGUCUCGUGGAUGACCUGGACCAUCUCAUCCUGGAAGACCUAAAGGAGGAGGAGGAGGACGAGGAGGACGGUGGGUCCCGAGAAUGA